Procambarus clarkii (red swamp crayfish) is the source of this 1066-nucleotide messenger RNA. Its product is annotated as protein Star. The record is from RefSeq and is a predicted model, not a curated record. Lineage: Eukaryota; Metazoa; Arthropoda; Malacostraca; Decapoda; Cambaridae.
AUGUUGACUUCCCCAUCACAGAUGUUGGUCUCCAAGGGCAGGUGGAGCGGGAGCCGGUCCUGUAGGCGGUGGGUGGCAGCCGCUGGUGUCGUCCUCGGGGGGACGGUACUCGUCCUCCACCCUCAAGAGAGCUCCCUGGUGAAGGAGCAGACGUUGCCUGAACGAGUUUACUUCCAAACUCAUCAGUUGCCUGUAAACAGCGACGAUGCCGUACGACAACUUACCAACAAGACUUUCGCUGGUUUGGAACAGGACGACCCAGCGUUGGUGUCGUACGUCCGCCAGCUCAUCAUUCCCCCCUCAACAAAAGCCUACAAUCUCACCAACCCAACAAAAGUACAUUUCUCCCAGUACGACCAGAGCGCUUUUGCUGAAGAAAAUUUUCUUAAUGGAAUGGGCGGAGGGUUCUUCCUGGAGAUGGGAGCCCUGGACGGGGAAGACCAUAGCAACACUCUGUAUUUCGAGAAGUACCGCGGCUGGUCGGGCCUGCUGAUCGAGCCGGACCCCAAACUUUUCCAGAGGCUCUCCGACCUUAACAGGAAGGCUUACUCCAUCAACGCGGCAGUCUCUCUCUCCAAGGUCUCUGCCCUCGCCACCUUCAGGUCUGCGGAGGGCGAGGGACGCAUCUGGGAGGGCGUCCAGAAGGGCGAGGAGGGCGCCAUCACCGUCCUCUGCUUCCCCCUCUACACCGUGCUCCUCGCCAUCAACCUCCCCACCAUAGACUUCUUCUCCCUCGACAUUGAAGGCCACGAGAUGAGGGUGAUGAAGGCCCUGCCCUGGGAGAAGGUGAAGGUGCGGGUGAUGUGUAUCGAGGUGAACCACGUCCCUGGAGGAGUGAAGGCCGUGAUAGAGUUCAUGGAGAGUCGCGGCUACACCUUCCUCGGCACCCGGAACAUCGACGCCUGGUUCGGUCUGAGGGAGCUCCUUCAGGAGACCAUGGACCUCGACAAGUACCUCCAGCAGCACAAGAUUGACACACUCAGGUUAAAGCUUCUCAGCUCCUGAGUGUGCGAGUGAGUGAGUGAGUGAGUGAGUGAGUGAGUGAGUGAGUGAGUGAGUGAGUGAG